Messenger RNA from Musca vetustissima, 2052 nucleotides. Its product is annotated as sphingomyelin phosphodiesterase 1-like. The record is from RefSeq and is a predicted model, not a curated record. The transcript is spliced from 6 exons. Gene Ontology annotation, cellular component: lysosome. Lineage: Eukaryota; Metazoa; Arthropoda; Insecta; Diptera; Muscidae. Gene Ontology annotation, biological process: ceramide biosynthetic process; sphingomyelin catabolic process. The coding region runs from base 1 to 2052 and encodes 683 amino acids. Gene Ontology annotation, molecular function: acid sphingomyelin phosphodiesterase activity.
AUGUUAAGGAAAUUCGUAUUAUUGGCCUUGCUGGCCAUUACAGCAAGUGCUUUAAACUUACCCGGUGUACCAUUGGAAUUUAGCGAAGAUGAUGCCGUUAUUUCAGCUAUUUCGGAUGACAUUGCCAACAAAUUUGCGGAUGAAUUUAUGAAAUAUUUGGAUACUGGCGUUGAAUCGCCCAGUUUAAAACAAAUCUCUACCCAAUUGGCCAAAUCCCAUACCAAGGAGAUUUUCACAACCAAUGCCAAUGAAUUAAGUGCUAUUAAUCAAUUUUUCGCCUGUACCACUUGUCGUGCUGUGGCCAAUGUUGUUGGCCGUACCUUCCGUUCCAGUGAGGGCGAACUUAAUGGUCCAACUGCUGAAGCAGACACUAAGAAGGUUUUGUUAAUGCUAUGUGAUCGUUUGCAUAUUCAAACUCAAGAAGUCUGCUCUGGUUUGUUCGAUUUGUACUGGGAUAUUGUCCAUUAUAUUGUUAUGAAUACUGAUGGUGAUGCUCGCUCCAUGUGCGGUAUGUUGCCCAUUAGUUUCUGCUCGAUCAAACAAGAACAGUAUAACUGGAGCGUAAAAGUUGAUGCCAGUAAGGGACUGAUGACAGGGCCGAAAGCCACUGUACCCAAAAAGACUGAUAAUGAUUUGACAAUUGUUCAAAUUACUGAUAUCCAUUAUGAUCCUGAAUAUAAGGCUGAUUCGUUGGCUGAUUGUGAAGAACCCUUGUGCUGCCGUGUAACACCCGCUAGUGGUAUUUCUGUAGAAGCUCAGGCUGGCUACUGGAGUGAUUAUCGUGAUUGUGAUCCACCCUUAUAUAUGAUUAAGGAUGCUUUUGAUAAUGUAAAGAAAAAUCAUCCCAAAAUUGAUUAUAUCUAUCAAACUGGUGAUAUUGUACCACAUAGUAUUUGGUCGACAACCAAGGAAAGCAAUAAAGCCAUGUUGACGGAAAUUAAUGAUUUGAUGGCCGAGAAAUUCCCUGGUAUUCCAAUCUACCCCAUUGUUGGCAAUCAUGAACCUCAUCCAACUAAUGUCUUCGGUCACAACGAAGUUCCAUCAGAAUUGGCUGUAAGUUGGUUGUACGAACAUUUAUGGAGCAAUUGGCAACGUUGGCUACCAGCUGAAGCGAAAGAAACCGUAUUGAAGGGUGGCUACUAUACCGUCUCGCCAAAACCCGGAUUCCGUAUUAUUGCAUUGAAUAAUAACGAUUGUUAUAUCUUGAAUUUCUGGGUCUUCUAUGAUGGCAGCAAAACAUCCCAACCUCAAUUGGAUUGGCUGCAUGACACACUCUUGGCUGCCGAAAAGGCUGGUGAAAAAGUGCACAUUUUGGCUCACAUUCCAUCGGGCAGUUCUGACUGCUGGUCGGUUUGGGCUCGUGAAUAUAAUCGCAUUAUUGAGCGUUUCAGUGAUACCAUUAGCGCCAUCUUCAAUGGUCACACCCACAAGGAUGAAAUGAUUUUGCAUUAUUCGGAAAUGGGUUAUCCCAUGGCUAUUUCAUGGAACGGUGGCAGUUUGACUACAUACUCCUAUAAGAAUCCCAAUUAUCGCACCUAUGAAGUUGAACCUGAAACUUAUCAAGUUGUUGAUCACUCCACCUACAUUUUCAAUUUGACCGAAGCCAAUGAACAUGGCGCACAUCGUGCUCCUGUUUGGUACAAGGAAUAUCAAUUCUCUGAAUUCACCAAUGAUUUGAGUCCAGCUGGUAUUGAUGCUCUCUUUGAAAAAAUGGCCGAACAACCUGAAAUUUUACGCAAGUACUGGGAAUACAAAGCUACUUCGGCUGAUCCCAAAUUACAAGCUGGUUGCAAUAACAAAUGUAUGUUGAAUACAAUUUGUGCUUUGGUAACCUCUGAAUAUGGUGAAACAACACGUUGCAAGCAAUUGAAGGCUAAACUCUCGGAAUCGUUGAACAAACCCACUGAAAAACCCACCGAAGCACCAACAGUUGCCCCACCAAGUCCAGAACCCUCAACAAAACCACCCGGUGGUGAUGGUGCAGCUUCCCUAACAGCUUCCAUUACCUCAAUUGUUACUCUCUUAUAUGUAAUUAAACAAAUGCUAUUUUAA